AUGGGUCUCAAUAAUCCUAUUCCUAGGUCUCUUAAAAGUGAAAGCAAGAAAGCUGCGAAAGUUCUUGCUAGCUUCGUAAAACCAAACCAGUUUUUUGGUGCUGACAAAGUAAUUCCUCCUGAGGUUUUAAAACAUGCUAAAGGUCUAGCCAUAAUCACAGUUUUGAAAGCGGGAUUUUUGUUCAGUGGGCGUGCCGGUUCUGGUGUCAUUAUUGCUAGAUUACGUGAUGGCUCUUGGUCUGCACCAUCUGCAAUUGGUUUGGCAGGUGCCGGUGCAGGUGGGUUAGUUGGUAUCGAGUUGACUGAUUUCGUUUUUAUUUUGAAUACCGCCGACGCCGUCAAGUCCUUUUCAGAAUUUGGAACAAUAACUCUCGGUGGUAAUGUGUCUGUGGCAGCAGGUCCAUUGGGUAGAAAUGCUGAAGCGGCUGCAUCUGCCUCUCUGGGUGGUGUAGCCGCCGUAUUCGCGUACUCUAAAACUAAAGGUAUUUUUGCGGGUGUGUCAGUCGAAGGUUCUGUCAUUAUUGAAAGAAGAGAGGCUAACCGGAAGAUUUACGGCGAUAAGUGCACAAGCAAAUUGAUCCUCAGCGGUCGUGUUAGACCUCCGCCAGCUGCUGAUCCUCUAUAUCGUGUACUUGAAUCACGUGCAUUUAAUGUUGGCUCUCGCCAGAACGGUGAUUUCGAAGAUGAUGAUGACUUCUACGAUGACAUCCCUUCAUCGUUCGAUUCAACUGACACGGACUCAUAUAGAGCCAAUACGAGAUCCACGCGCAGAAGAGGUGACUCUCUAAGAUCAUCCAGAUCGUAUGGUGACGACUUUGAUGACGACUUCGAAAACGAAGAUACAAACGAUGUUAAUGACUACUACUCAAGAGCAAGAAAGCAGAGAACAAGUACACGCUGGGAAGACGACGUUUAUGACAGAGAUGUUGAUGAUUUAUCGGGAAGACUCCAUAGUAGCAGAAUUUCAGGUGGACCUUCUAGACCAAGAUCCGAAAAACCUGAUUUUGGUCUUUCCUCAGCUGCUUCGCCACGAAGCAACAGAGCUGCCUCUUCUGGUGCUCCAAAAGCAGUUGCUCUAUAUACUUUCAAAGGGGAACAAAGUGGAGACUUGCCAUUCAGAAAGGGCGAUGUUAUUACUAUCCUUAAGAAAUCAGAAUCGCAAGAUGAUUGGUGGACCGGCAGAAAUAACGGCCAAGAAGGAAUAUUCCCUGCUAACUACGUGGAGCUAGUUUAA
This is a messenger RNA of Lachancea fermentati, 1233 nucleotides long. The record is from the annotation of a GenBank genome assembly. NCBI's taxonomy places the organism in Eukaryota, Fungi, Ascomycota, Saccharomycetes, Saccharomycetales, Saccharomycetaceae.